Messenger RNA from Gossypium arboreum, 1674 nucleotides. RefSeq names its product (+)-delta-cadinene synthase isozyme A-like. Gene Ontology annotation, biological process: diterpenoid biosynthetic process. The transcript has 7 exons. The record is from RefSeq and is a predicted model, not a curated record. Gene Ontology annotation, molecular function: terpene synthase activity; magnesium ion binding. Bases 1 to 1674 code for a protein of 557 amino acids. NCBI's taxonomy places the organism in Eukaryota, Viridiplantae, Streptophyta, Magnoliopsida, Malvales, Malvaceae.
AUGUCUUCUCAAAUUUCUACAAAUCCUGUUCCAUCUCAACAUGAUAACACGUCCAAGGAAAAUCUUCAUUUGUCCAAAUUUAAACCUAGUUUUUUGGGGGACAUUUUCCUCUCUUCUCCUUCUCAAAUGGAAAUGGAUGCUGGAACUCAACAAGAGUACGAAGAAUUGAAGCAAGAAGUGAGGAGAAUGUUGGUGGCAAAUACGGAUAAAUCGUCCCAAAAGUUGCCCAUAAUUGAUGCAGUCCAACGCUUAGGUGUGGCUUACCAUUUCGAGAAAGAGAUAGAAGAGGCCUUGGAAAUUAUAUACCAUCAUCAUUGCAAUCAUAUUGACAUUGAUGGUGAUGAUCUUUACACUACUACUGUUCGAUUUCGCCUGCUAAGAGAGCAUGGUUUUGAUGUUCAUUGUGAGACAUUUAACAAAUUCAAACAUGAGAAUGGAAAUUUCAAAGAAUCUUUAAUUGGUGAUGUGAAAGGCAUGCUAGAAUUGUAUGAAGCUGCACACUUUCAACUACAUGGGGAAAAUAUAUUAGAAGAAGCCCUUCCCUUCACUACAUUUCAUUUGAAGUUGGCAGAAAAUAUGGUAGACUAUCCUCUCUCCACACAAAUUGCUAAUGCUCUAAAGCGACCCCUUGGUAAGAGCUUGCCGAGGUUGAUUGCUAGGAGCUACAUUUCCAUAUAUGAAGGAUACGGUACCCAAGAUGAAAAUUUAAUGAAAUUUGCAAAGUUAGAUUUCAAAAUCUUACAACAUUUACACAAGAAGGAGAUAAACAAGAUAAACAGGUGGAGGAAAGGUUUAGAUGUUGCGACCAAUUUUCCUUUUAUAUGGGAUAGAUUUGUGGAAUGUUAUUUUUGGAUGUUGGGUGUCUACUUUGAGCUCCACUACGCCGUUGCUAGAACUUUUGCGACCAAAGUGAUAUGCCUCAUAUCAAUUUUGGACGAUAUUUAUGAUGCGUGUGGCACAUAUGAAGAACAUGAAAUCUUUACAAAAGCAAUCCAAAGGUGGGAUACCAACUGCAUUGAUCAGCUUCCAGACUACAUGAAAUUGUGGUUUAGUGAAACCUUAAAUGUUUAUAAAGAUAUGGAAGAUUUGAUGUCCAAAGAAGGAAAAUCAUAUCGUGUCCAAGUCACAAUAGAAGCAAUGAAACGACAAUCUCAAGUUUACUAUGUUGAGGCCAAAUGGUUGCAUGAAAAUUACAUACCAACAAUGGAGGAGUAUAUGCAGAUUGCAUUAGUCUCCGGUGGUUAUUGGAAUCUUACGAUUUCAUGUUUUGUUGGCAUGGAAGAUAGCAUUACAAAAGAGACAUUCAAUUGGGCAUUUAAUGACCCUAAGAUUGUCAGAGCUUCAAGCACUAUUUGUAGGCUGAUGAGUGAUAUUGUUGGCCACAAGCAAGAGAGAGGACAUGUGUCCUCAGCAGUGGAGUGUUACAUGGAACAAUAUGGGGUGUCAAUGCAAGAGGCAUACGAUGAAUUAUACAAGCAAAUAAACAAUGCUUGGAAGGAUAUAAAUGAAGAGUUCUUGAAACCAACAGCAGCACCAACAUCGGUUCUUAAUCGAAUUCUAAACCUUGCAAGGGUCGUUGAUCUCUUUUACACGGGCGAAGUUGCUUAUACGCAAGUUGGGGAGUCAGCAAAAACUAGCAUCACUGCUUUGCUGAUAGAUUCAAUCCCAAUUUGA